AUGGCCGGGAAGGGCGUCGGCGGCGCGGCGCCGGUGCCGGUGCUCGGUUCUGGGAUACUCGGGGUUUUCUGGAUUGCUCGUCUGCCCGCACCCGUUCGUCCCAAUCUCUUGGCUUGA
Molecule: messenger RNA, 117 nt
Organism: Colletotrichum costaricense
Lineage: Eukaryota; Fungi; Ascomycota; Sordariomycetes; Glomerellales; Glomerellaceae
Exons: 1
Coding region: 1-117 (38 amino acids)
Source: RefSeq, a predicted model, not a curated record